AUGAUUGAUGAGAAGAAGAAAAGAUCAGUAUUUAGUAAUGUUAGGUUACGAAUUGAACCUUCUAAAAGUGAAGGAGGUCUUGGUGGUGCCGGUGGUGGUGGUGAUGGCGGCGGUGGUGGAGGUAGUGAUGGGAGAUUUGUUGCUGGCCUUGGAUAUGGCAAGGGUCAUAGAUCGAGUGAAAAUGAUGGAUUUGGCCAAAUUUUAGGGGGCCUAAUUGGUGGCAGUGGUGGUGGAGGAGGAUGUCACGGAUUCUAUGCAAAUGGUGGUGGAGGCGGCGGUAGAGGUGGAGGUGGUGGAGGAGGAGGUAGUGAUGGAGGAUCUGGUUUUGGCAUUGGAGAUUGUGAGGGUCAUGGAUCGGGUGAAAACAUCUGUGGUGGUGGUCAAAAUGGUGGUAGUAGUUUUGGUGCUGGAGGAGUAUGGGCCCAUGGUGGUGGUGGCAAUUGA
Molecule: messenger RNA, 444 nt
Organism: Solanum verrucosum
Lineage: Eukaryota; Viridiplantae; Streptophyta; Magnoliopsida; Solanales; Solanaceae
Product: glycine-rich protein DOT1-like
Exons: 3
Coding region: 1-444 (147 amino acids)
Source: RefSeq, a predicted model, not a curated record